CUUUCAGGCUACGUUUGGUAUGCUUUCGUUGGUUCAGAAUUGAUUGACGGAGCUAAGGGGGUUUACGCGGCCGACUCCGACGCAUUCAGUUUUCAAUAUCCCGCUGAGUCACAACUUCGCGCGCUACACAACCUAGACUAUUCCCAUGGGCAAUUUAACCGAUGUCCAAAGACGUGCAAUCGUUAACGAUCUUCUUUUUAGUUGUAGAGAUGGCAAAGUGCCUCAUGGCACAUGCCUUGCCAAAGAUUACGGCUGUCAUUGGCACAGUAUCAAGCGCAUUUGGAACCGCUACAGGGAGAACGUAGCGCUAGGAAUCGCGGAUGGGGCCCCUGAAAGCAGAAUCAAAGGAAACUUAGGGCGGAAGCCGUAUGACCGCUCCGAACUGGCGGCAAAGCUCAAGGAAGUACCCAUCUUUGAGCGCCAUCGUGUGGCAGCAACGACGGCUCGGAUUGGGGUCUCUGCGUCGCUGAUACGUGCGCUGCUUGAUGAGGGACACCUCACACGGCGUUUAAGACGUAUAAAGCCUCUGCUUAGUGACGACAACAAAAUUCAGCGCAUGAAGCACACUCUCACCUUCAUCGAUGAGCAGACGUAUCAGUUCGAAAACAUGUACGGUAUGGUUCACAUAGAUGAAAAGAGGACAUCGAUGAGCGUACCUUCUUGGUUCUCCCCGACGAAGAACUGCCAGAGCGCCACCGCCGAAGCAAACGAUUCAUCCCCAAGACUGUGUUUCGGGCAGCAGUUGCCCGCCCGAGAUACGACUACCAUCGCAAAGCCAUGUUUAAUGGCAAGCUUGGGAUCUGGCCGAUAGUCGAGGACUGCACCGCUCAACGAAACAGCGCUAACAGCCCAGCAGGGACAGUUCUCACGAGGAAUAUUGCGUCUAUCAACCGAGACGUCAUCAAGGAGUUUUUGCUGAAGGAGGUCAUACCUUCAGUGGCCCGCACGAGACCGAGACAAGCCCAUUCUGAUUCAGCAAGAUAACGCCAAGCCCCACGUUCUCUGCACGACCCCGACAUCAUGGCAGCUGGGACUACCGAUGGAUGGAACAUUCGUCUGUUCUGCCAGCCACCCAAUUCACCGGACCUAUAUGAGCUCGAUCUCGGGUUUUCUCGUCGAUCUAGACCAUCCAGCUUAAUACCCCACUUUACUGUGUUGACGCUUUGAUAGCAGUCAUGUCAGCUUUCGAUGUGUUGACGCAUACUACUCUAAACGAUGUAUUUCUGACUCUGCAGAGUGUCAUGUUGUGCAUUUUACAGACCAAAGGUGGAAACGAAUACAUUUUACCGCACAUAGGAAAGCAGAAGUUGCAGCGUGAAGAAGAAAAAAGAAGUAUUAGCAUGCCCAAAAAAUCUUUUUGCGACUGCGCUUGAAGCGGUAGGAGGCGAUCCUUUCGUCGAAAUUGAUAUUUCUGACAAAUAAUAUUUAAACGUGUUAGUAUACCCAAUCAUUAUCUCCACCUACA
Molecule: messenger RNA, 1465 nt
Organism: Phytophthora nicotianae INRA-310
Lineage: Eukaryota; Oomycota; Peronosporomycetes; Peronosporales; Peronosporaceae
Exons: 2
Coding region: 146-811 (221 amino acids)
Source: RefSeq, a predicted model, not a curated record